GCCCAUGCACAGAACUAUAAAGGGCGCGUUUUUACUCCCGCAUCACCAUUCAUCGGGUCAUAUCUUCGAGUAUUCCGUUCGACAGUCCUUUCUAGGCUUCCUGUCGUCGGUAUUUAAACCCCCUCAUUCUUCCAGCAUUGCCAUCUCUUUGUCUUGCCCUCUCCAUCGUCUUUAGAGUCUAAUUCUCCCUCGAUGUCUUUUAACGAUAUUUAUGGCGGGUGGGGGCAAGGGCCUGCACCUUCAAUGUUCGGUGCUCUUCCUUACCCAACCCCUCCCGGCCCCGCCAAUUACGUGACCUUUUACCUCACGUCGUUCAACCCUUCGGUACUGAAUUGCACCGUCAUUGGACCCCAACAACGUCCCUUCUUUGCCUUUAUCACGGACUCCAAUAUGCCUACCUACACCGUGCUUAAAGACGCGAAGGACAGGAACAUCGCCCUUGUCGAGUGGCAACCGCAUCCACUGGUUGAGCUACGUGGAGUCAUAUCCAAGCAAAAAGUCAAAGACUGGUUGCGACUGUCUCAGGACAAGGCUUCCAGGACGAUGGAUGUCUGCGGGACGCGUUAUCUGUGGAUUCCGCGAGAGCAAUACAUUAAUCUUUAUUCGAGCGGGUCGUCUUCCCGUCUGCUCGCGAGGAUCUGCCGUGGUCAUGGAACAAUCACCCUUGACAUAGCCGCAGAAGCUAUGCAACUGGGACUACUUGAUGCAACUAUUAUUGCCACCAUGCUCCUACAGUGUGGGCAGAAUAUUGAUUGACUUGGAGUAUUUCAUUUCUCGGAGAAGGGAACAGUAUGCCUUCUUUUAUUUUCUGGUCUGACCAAAUGAGAGUCGGGAUCUAGCUUUAUCACCUGUUAUCCAUCUGAAACACUAGAGGAACUUAUCAACAAACCUUCACUUCUUAUAUACCACCACUUGGG
Guyanagaster necrorhizus is the source of this 917-nucleotide messenger RNA. RefSeq lists its product as uncharacterized. NCBI's taxonomy places the organism in Eukaryota, Fungi, Basidiomycota, Agaricomycetes, Agaricales, Physalacriaceae. The coding region runs from base 193 to 756 and encodes 187 amino acids. The transcript has 3 exons. The record is from RefSeq and is a predicted model, not a curated record.